Momordica charantia (bitter melon) is the source of this 1504-nucleotide messenger RNA. Its product is annotated as RING/FYVE/PHD zinc finger superfamily protein. Gene Ontology annotation, molecular function: zinc ion binding. NCBI's taxonomy places the organism in Eukaryota, Viridiplantae, Streptophyta, Magnoliopsida, Cucurbitales, Cucurbitaceae. The record is from RefSeq and is a predicted model, not a curated record.
AGUCAAAAUGCAGAAGGCUGUGGCCAUUUUGGGAAGAACGACAUUCAACCACUUUCUGGUCUCCACUUCGAGAGGCUCUUGCUUUGUUCCUCCUCCACAAUAAUUCUCCUCUCGCAACUUCUGGGAACCGGCACGAAGGCGGAGACGACAAAUACAUGGAGAUGGACCAUCUCUUCUUCAUGUUGUCGUAGUUCUCCACUUCUUCCGCCCAUUUUCUGUGUUUUUUUGAUCCCUAAUGGCGGGCCAAUCGUCAGAUGCUUCCCCUCUUAUUCCACCGCCACCGAUCGGCGACCCUGGGGAGAUCGACCUCGAAGCCGGCCAAGGGGAGCAAAUUCAGUGUAGAAUUUGCCUUGAGACCGAUGGUAGGGAUUUUAUUGCUCCUUGCAAAUGCAAAGGAACAUCGAAGUAUGUUCAUCGAGAAUGUUUGGAUCAUUGGCGAGCUGUGAAGGAAGGUUUUGCUUUUGCUCAUUGUACCACCUGCAAGACUCCUUACCAUUUGAGAGUUUAUACUGUCGCUGAUAGGAAAUGGCGAACCCUGAAAUUUCGAUUUUUCGUGACUAGAGACGUUAUAUUUAUAUUUUUGGCGGUUCAGCUUGUAAUUUCUUCUCUGGGAUAUUUGAUGUACUUUAUAGAUGGUUGUCAACAUUACUGGCUUCGUCUUACUUGGGGUUUCGAUAACAAGUUUAGUUUUUAUUACAUAUGUGGGGCUUUGUUAUUUUUUGCAUUACUCGGCUUAUCUGGAUGCUUCAUCACUUGUUAUGAUCGGAGAGUCAGGAAUGAUCUGGCUCAACCAUGUCGGGAAUUGUGCAUAUGUUGUUGCCAUCCUGGACUAUGUGCAGACUGUCAUUUACCUGGUACUCUCUGUAUGUGGACUGACUGUACCACUUGCUUCGAAAGUUGUGGGAGUAUAGCAACUGAAUGUGGAUGCCUAGGAGGUGCCGGUGAAGCAGGACUGCCAUUAUUACUCAUAAUGGCCUUGAUUGUUCUUGGUUUGUUUACAGUGAUUGGGAUAUUCUACAGUGUCUUGGUGGCUACCAUGGUUGGACAACGAAUAUGGCAACGACACUAUCACAUACUUGCUAAAAGAAUGCUAACAAAGGAAUAUGUUGUGGAAGAUGUAGAUGGCGAGAUGACAGGAACUGACUGGGUACCUCCAGCACUGCCGGCAGAGCACGUUCAACAGCUGAAAACUCUUGGCCUUCUAUGAAUUGAAGUGGAAAUGGGUCAGUUUUCCUUUCACUGCGCCGGAAGAGUAGCUAACCAUAUGCUUUUGCUGGUGCUGGUCAGUACUUAAUUUACUUUGGACCAAGAAAGUCCUAUACACAUACUCAGACUUAUGUCAGACCCACUGCACUGCAUCUGUAUGAUAGAAUGGCUAAUGGCUAGUUUUUGUCUUAUCCAUUUGAGAAAAUGGGAGGGAAUUUCAAUACUCGAAAUGCUUACUGACUAAAACUAAAACUAUGUAUUAUUAACGUUCUUAUCGAGUAACAAAGCGUUUUGUGAA